UCAGACGCACAAUACACACCCUAUUCCACUUUCACAAUUUUGUGCGCACUUCGAAGCGAGAGGUAGUAGCUGUGAGACUCUCCGCUACUUCGUUACAGUGAGUAUUUUUCAGUCAUCCAGGAACUUGAAUCAGCAAACACCAUGGCUGUGGAAGGGGGGAUGAAGUGUGUGAAGUUCCUGGUUUUCUUUUUUAACUUCAUCUUCUGGCUCUGUGGCCUGGCGGUGAUCGUGGUGGGUAUUCUGGUUCAGCUGGAAAUGCACAAGACAAUUGUGAUGACUAACGUAUCUGGUUCGGCCACACCCAUUGUCCUCAUCGUGGUGGGGGUCAUCAUUUUCUUUAUCUCGUUCUUCGGCUGCUGCGGAGCUGCGAAGGAGAAUUACUGCAUGGUCACCAUGUUUGCCAUCCUCCUUUCACUCAUCAUCAUCAUCGAGGUUGGAAUUAUCAUUGCUGGAUAUGUGUUCAAGGGCAAACUGGGUGGGUUUGUUGAUGAAGGACUCAAAGACAUGGUCAACCAGUACAACCAAAGUGAAAAAAUCAGGGAAGCAAUGGACGAUAUGCAAAAAGAACUGAAAUGUUGUGGUAUCAACUCCACCAGCGACUGGAGGGACUUUGGUACAGAUCAAAAAUCUGUGCCUGACUCCUGCUGCAAAAACGUGUCCACGGACUGUGGGAAAGGGAGCAUGCACGACAGUGCCAAAGUGUACCAGGAGGGGUGUGAGAAGGCCGUGGUGGAUCUACUCCAGAAGAACGUGAAAUGGGUGAUUGUGGGUGCCCUGGUGAUUGCAGUUGUGCAGAUCCUGGGCAUCGUGUUCGCCUGUGUGCUAAUGAAAGGUAUCCGUAGUGGCUACGAAGUCAUGUGAUCGCUUCAUAAUAUCGCACUUUCCUGAGCCAGAAGCCUGGCAUUUGUGAAGAAAUUGUUUAUUUUUAGGCCCUCCUGUUUAGUUUUAGAUGGAAUUUUUUUUUCCUUUGUUGCUUAACUGUGUCUGAGUGUUAAGCAGUGUGGAAAGUAGAAAUGUUCUGUUAUGUAGAAAUUAAGUAGAUGCACAGAAAAGAGGGCUAUUUCAGUGACAUUUUAAAAUACUUUAUUUGCACCAGCACAAAAUCUUAAUGUUGAUAAAUUGACAUUGUCCUUCUAAAGCUGUUUUCAAAAUGUAUAUUGAAUUUAAAAAGCUGUUGUCUUUGUUUCUAGUUUCAUAAAAACAGGAUUGCUUCUUAUAAAAUACUUUCCAAGUUUCAUUAUUUUAUUAAAAAAUUCCCUCACAA
Molecule: messenger RNA, 1264 nt
Organism: Scleropages formosus (Asian bonytongue)
Lineage: Eukaryota; Metazoa; Chordata; Actinopteri; Osteoglossiformes; Osteoglossidae
Gene: cd63
Product: CD63 molecule
Exons: 8
Coding region: 142-861 (239 amino acids)
Biological process (GO): regulation of vascular endothelial growth factor signaling pathway
Cellular component (GO): plasma membrane
Source: RefSeq, a predicted model, not a curated record